UGAUUUCAGUCUGGCUCCAGUCUUGUCACAGGAGUGAGGGGCGCCUUUUCGCUGCUCUGGCGCUCUGGGAAUACUAACCGUUUGGCGAAGAAAACUAGCUUAAACUAACAACACUCUCUUCUUCACUGCGAGUUUACCGCUUCUCCUCUGCUAGAACAUCUCACCUGAAAGACUUACGACGUAUUGUUUUGUUUCCCACAGUGGACACACGAAGGAAACAGUAAGAUACACUGACAGGUGCUCUCUGAAGCCUGUACCAAGCUGGUGCUGGUAUCUACCUGCUCAGAGGAUCGCUGCAGUCAGACUGUUUGAAAGUGGAGGAAGUUUGUUGAAGUCUGAACGCUCUUAGAGAGAGAACCUCAACAGGGGGUCUCCGCCCCUAACGCCCCACCAACCAAGAUCCAAGAUCCCGCCUCCCCCCUUUGCUGAGGUCAUUUCCUGAGAGAAGUGGGAGGAUAAAGAGUGGUGGAUAGAGAUAUCAUUGGAUGUGACAAAACCUGUCUGUGGGAGGUGAAUCUGCUGUGGGCCAUGUGUUUCUAGUGAGGUCACAUCUUCUGCCAAAAUGAGGCUGAUGCCCGGCUCGCCUCCACCUGUCCUGCCAGCCAUCUUGGCUCUCACCUUAGCCGCCUUCUUACCUCAGCUGUCCUCAGGAGCCACGCCGUUCCCCCAAGACCUGGAACCAAUCAGCAUUGUGGGCAGAGAAUCCUCCUACCUCUACCCCAGCUUCCAGGGACUCAUGUCGGACAAUGACACUGUCCGCCUGGGCCUGGACUUCCAGAGGAUGCUGAGGAUCAACCACAUGCUCUACAUAGCUGCCCGGGACCAUGUGUUCGCCAUCAAUCUUGACGUUUCAUCUGAGCAGAUAAUCCCACGGCAGAAACUGACUUGGAAGACGAAGGAUGUGGAGAAGUGCACUGUGAGAGGGAAAAACAGCGACGAAUGUUACAACUACAUCAAAGUGCUGGUGCCACGCAAUGACGAGACGCUUUUCGCCUGUGGCACCAAUGCAUUCAACCCCACCUGCCGUAACUAUAAGAUGGCCACACUGGAGCAGGAGGGGGAGGAGGUAGUGGGACAGGCUCGCUGUCCCUUUGAGUCCCGCCAGUCCAACGUUGGCCUCUUUGCAGGUGGUGAUUUCUACUCAGCCACUAUGACUGACUUCUUGGCAAGUGAUGCAGUCAUUUACAGAAGUCUGGGAGAAAGUAGCCCUGUCCUACGUACAGUCAAGUAUGACUCCAAAUGGCUGCGAGAGCCACAUUUCCUCCAUGCCAUUGAGUAUGGGAACUACGUGUACUUUUUCUUCAGCGAGAUCGCAGUGGAGUACACCACUCUUGGAAAGGUGGUUUUCUCCAGAGUUGCUCGUGUUUGUAAGAAUGACAACGGUGGUUCCCCGAGAGUGCUGGAACGUUACUGGACGUCCUUCCUCAAAGCCCGACUGAACUGCUCUGUCCCGGGAGACUCUUUCUUCUACUUUGACGUCCUGCAGUCGCUGACCAACGUGCUGCAGAUAAACCACCGGCCGGCGGUGCUCGGCGUCUUCACCACACAGGCAAACAGUAUCACCGGCUCAGCAGUCUGUGCUUUCUACAUGGACGACAUAGAGAGGGCCUUCAGUGGCAAAUUCAAAGAGCAGAGGAACAGUGAGUCAGCGUGGACACCUGUUCCAGAGGAGCAAGUCCCGAAACCAAGGCCGGGCUGCUGCGCUGGUGAGGGCUCAGCGGCUGCCUACAAGUCGUCCACCACCUUCCCUGAUGAAACCCUGACUUUCAUCAAGUCCUACCCACUCAUGGACGAGUCGGUCCCCUCAGUCAACGACAGACCCUACUUCACCCGCACCACCAGCAGAUUCAAGUUGACCCAGAUAGCGGUGGACACGUCUGCAGGGCCUUAUAAGAACUACACGGUGGUUUUUCUGGGCUCAGACAACGGCCAUGUGCUGAAGAUCCUGGCCAGCACUGAGGGAGCCAAUGCAUCCUUCAGCACACAACUCCUGGAGGAUAUCGACGUCUACAACCCUAACAAAUGCAAUGUGCGAGGGGAGGACAGGAGGGUGCUGGGUCUCGAGUUGGACCGGGAUCAUCAUGCAUUGUUCGUGGCCUUCUCCAGCUGUGUGAUCCGCGUGCCACUCAGCCGCUGCGCUGACUACAGCACCUGCAAGAAAAGCUGUCUGUCUUCACGGGACCCAUAUUGCAUUUGGCUCAAGUCAGGCAGCUGUGCCACGGUCUCACCUGGUUUCAAAGGUGGGUUUGAACAGGAUGUGGAGAACGGCUACCAUCAGCACCCUGAUACCUGCCACGAUGUCCUGGCGACCACUCGCAAGCAAAACACAGCGCUAGAUUCAGCGUAUGGAAAGACCACACCCACAAGCGCCAGCACAACCUAUCAUGGGGCGGCAUUCCCAAAGGAGGCAGGUGACCCUGAAAGAGGUACAGGUCCUGAUGGCCCUCCCCCAGUGGGGGAACAAGGGUCACCUGACUCGGAGCCAAUCAGUGUGGAGAUGGAGGGUGUGAGGCGGCCACCAGAGCUGGAGAAGACCAAUCACAGUGUCCAUUAUACUCUCCUGAUCGCUUGUGUUUUGGUGGCCUUCGUCCUUGGCGCCUUUCUCUCUGGCUUCCUGGUCUCAUGCUACUGUAACCACACAGGCCACAAGACCAAGAAGUUGUCAAAAGAUCCCGAGGCCCCAAUCCCACACGCCCUGUCCCUCCGCAGCCUGGCCAAGCUCAAUGGCCUCCUGGACAGCCAAAGUAAGGACGACAAGCUGGAGGUGUCCUCUCCAAAGAUCUACAAUUCGUUCUUUGCCAACAGCAAGGAGCAUCACCCACCUAGGAGAAAUGGCCAUCAUGGAAUGACAAUGGGAGACCUGGUUCACCCCCACCAUCACCACCUUCACCAUUCCUCAGAGCUCUCCGGUCUACCAACACCAGACUCGACCCCAGAACUGCCCAUCAAGAGCAUGAAAGCCUUCAAGAACCAGUGGGAGAAGAACCAGAACUGCAACAAUGCCAAAGAACCAAAGUCCCACAACAUCGGCUCCAGGCCUAGCUCGGCCCUGCUUCACCAGCAGGUCUUCCCCUACUCUCAUGGCCUGUCCAAUGGGCAGCCACUAGUUGGAGGUCACCUCCAUCCUGAGGAACGCAAAAUCCACAAUGUUGAACGUGUUCUAUCUCAGCAGCCUUACCCUGGUUACUCACAGAAGGUGAUGGAGGUAACCUCACUGGAUGAGCUCCUGAAGCACAUCCAUGAGGCAAGCGGCAGUAAGAACUCCCAGUUAAUGAGCCCAUCAGGUCUGAUGGCCAGUGGUGGCGGAGGCCAGCUAGCCUUCGCCAACCGCAUCCAACCUCAGAUCCCUGAGACAGAAUCAGCCCCCUACUACAGCUCAUCCACUUUACCUCGAGACAGCCUCACCCGACGCAUGGAUGUUCCUCCUGACAUCCCCCCACACCACCAGUCCACCUUGGAGAGGAGGCACUCCUCCCAGAGGCACUCGCUGAUUGCUGCAGCCACCAAGAUGCCCAAUGGAGGUGGAGUAGGAGGAGGAGGAGGGGGAGGGGGAGGAGGAAUGAUCCCUCGCCAGCACAGCUUCAGCCAACGAAAUGGAGGGCCCCACCAGCCGCCUCCCCUACUGGCUCGGAUGAACUCGACGGGCAGCGCCUGUGAGGUCCACUACCCCCUCAUCCCCAGUGGGUACCUGACACGCCAGCACAGCUACAAUGGAGAGCAGGAGGUCCCACACAGGGGCGCCAUUGUCCGCCGGGCUUCCUCUCUCAAACCCGAUGUCCCUCCUAAGCCCCUGUUCAUACCUGCCACGUCCCCAGUCAACCAACAGGGGAAGUUCAACUACUGAGGAGGUUCACUCCUGAACUAGAGAGGGUUUCUCUCAUUGUGUCUUCUCAAAGGACCUUACCUUUGAAGAAAUGCAUUGGGUUCGAGGUUGCAGACCUUCACAAGAAAACACAACACGUGACAGCCAGUGUCACUGUGGACAAAAGCCUCAACCAAACUUGAUUUUUUUCCCCUUCUUUUUGUCCAGCGAAUAUCUUUGUACCAUAUUGGUAUUGCUCAGCUACUUGCUUAUUAUAGAACCGCUGACUUGGGUGACGUGACGCCACCUCCUUAUAUUAGGCUGCCAAUGUCCUCAGUGUGGAUUUACAAUGCAACUUAGUUUUUGGACGCGUUGAUGUUGGAAAAACUUAACUCAUCAGUCAUCUUGAACUCUUAAAAGCCCGAGGCUCCUGCGAUGCUUAGAUUCAGGCUUUUGCUUAACCUUUUCUGAUGUAGUGUUGGUAACCAGUCCCCACCCGCCCCACCCUCGAAUGUGUUUAUAUUAUGCAUGUGUGUGUAUAUAUAUGUGUGUUUAUAUCCACACCGUAUAUGUAUACAUAUACAUAUGCAGUAUAUGUAACCUGUGGUGAAAAAUCAGAAAUUCCCCUGAAAGUAGUUAUGUCUUUGCCUUACUAUACUCUUUCAUCUUUGGGCAUAUCAAACGAUCCCCCCACCCCCUAAGAAAUAUCUUAGGGACACCAAAUCAUGCACUUCAUCAAUACAAGUCAUUGUCAGUUGGCUAAACACAAUGAACCAAAUUUGUUGGUGUUGACAAGAGAAAUGAAAUCCUUCAACAAAGCAGCUAUACUCGUCUUUUCCCUCUUUUCUUUUGCUGUCCCAGCAGAUGUCAGGUCAGAAGUGACGUAAUCGGGUCCAUUUAAGUUCCUCGGAGAAUGUUUCUAUAAGAUUGGUGCUCCACAAAUCUAGUGGGUCUAACAUCCUCUGAAAUGGAAAUAAACUAUACUGUAUACGCUGACAUAUUUUGGACCCAAAGAGGACAAGACAAAACAUGCCAUGCCAUCUGGCAUCAUGAGAAUGAACAUUAAAACAUAGAAUGGACUGCAGUUAUUAUAAUUAUUAACUUUGUGGCUAUUGGUUGUAAAUAAAGGAAUAAUUACUAGCCAAAUUUUAACUGUAUGUGUAAAUGUGUGCCUUAUUUAAUAAUAGUGUGUGACAUGGGGGUAGGGGUUAAUGCAAGGGGCUCAGAUGGCUACUAUGCUACAGUAUAUUGUAGGUGUUUCAUUUUCUAUGGUCGUCAGUAUGUGUCAUACAGUAUCUAUUGUAUAUUUGAAGAGUUUCAUUCCAGAAUGAGAUAUUUGUCAUUUAAAAAGUUGUCACCUGUUCUGAUAAACUGGUAACUGUGAAUAUGAUUGUAACACUUAUUAUAGAAUCAUAUUUUAUGUUAUAUCUUGAGUAUGUUGAGCCUUUUUUUCUUUUCUUUUUUUUAACAAAGGAAUAUUUUACAAAUUUUCAUAGGUUUUUUUUUUUAAAAGAUGGAUACAGUGUUUUGGAAUGAAACCCUUCAUUUCGCUUUGUUGUUACUGUUUUUUUUAGCAUCCCAAAAGUGUGAGCCUGCAGAUGUUUUUUGGGAGUGUUGGGUAAAGCAAGUACACACAGCCUACGACUGCAGACAUUCAGGUUUGACUGCCUCCGUAUUUUGUCACUUUCCACUGGGUGUCACUUUCCCUAUAGGUGCCAUGGUUAACUUUUGUUUUUCUUUCAGCAGUAGCAUUAGCAUCACUUUGGGUUUCUAAAGGAGCACCUCACAGUUCCUCUUAAGUUAUCACCUACAGGCCUGUAGCCAUUGUAGAAGUCACAUUUAACCGAUGGAUGAAGCAAAUAUGUGGCAUUUUGCUCCAGUUCUGAAUAAUAGGAAUUUUAGUUUUAGUUCUUAUUUAGUGGAAAUAGUUGAGGAAAAAAUGUGUUACACCAUAUAGUUUUGGUUUUGUAUAAAAAUCAGAGAAUAAAUGUAGAAAGAGACAGGAAGCUGGACUUCUACAGUGGUUACUUCUGUAGAUUUUGACUUACCUGGUGUCACCGGGUGUCAACUUCAACACAGGAAGUAACUAAAUGGGAGUAGAGAUAAUACAAUUUCUGUCAUGUUGAAUAUGUUGAAAAAUGGAGAAGUGCAAUGAACUCCGAUCCGACAAGCUGAGAUUGUCUCUUGGAUCAAUACUUGGGAGGCAAUCGUGGAACAGGUUCCCAGGUGGCCGCACUGCCGAACAUCUUCUGAGGGUUUCCCUCAGGGAUGUUGAUGAUGCUAGUCGGCCCUGCCUCAGAAUUAUCACACCUUCAAGACUCUCUGCUGUUGCACUUUUCAGCAGAGUCACUUUGGCCAUGGUUGACUGGAACCGUGAUCAAUUCUGUGAAAACAGCACUAUGCUAUUUACUGUAUCUGAAAGUGGUGUUUAUUGAUUGAAAUUUCCCAGAGCUUAUUCGACCCACUGCAAAGUUUACAAUUCAUACUCCAACUCCAGUAAAUGAAGGAAAAUAUGGCUGACCGCAAUGUUUGAAAAAAAAGUUGAUUUGAAUUUUAACAGGCAGCAGAGCAUUAAAUAGGCUUUGAAACAAAAAAUAUAAAACAUCCAACUUGAUAAAAGGUCAUGCCCGUAAUGUUUCAUCAGAGGAAUUGUGUCAGCUACCGUGCUUGAGGAGUGUUUUUCUUUUUUUUGUUUUUUUAAUAUCUGCCGGUGACAGAUUGUAUGGGAGAGGGAGCGUUCUCACCUCUAAAAGCUCUAUCAGUAUUUGAUUUGGUGUAAAUACAUUCUAUCUGGGCGGGGUCUCAUUGAUUCAGUAUUAUAUUUUUUUUCUGUUUGAUUUUUAGGCUAUGCCUCUUGAAUUACUAUGAAUUUGGUCUCACAAAAUACCAUUGUAUGUCUCUUAUACUAGGAAUAAAAUGAAAAUAUGA
Lates calcarifer (barramundi perch) is the source of this 6730-nucleotide messenger RNA. RefSeq names its product sema domain, transmembrane domain (TM), and cytoplasmic domain, (semaphorin) 6E (gene sema6cb). The coding region runs from base 563 to 3844 and encodes 1093 amino acids. Gene Ontology annotation, biological process: negative chemotaxis; neural crest cell migration; axon guidance. The transcript is spliced from 21 exons. Gene Ontology annotation, molecular function: chemorepellent activity; semaphorin receptor binding. Lineage: Eukaryota; Metazoa; Chordata; Actinopteri; Centropomidae. The record is from RefSeq and is a predicted model, not a curated record.